CUCCUUUUUUUUUUUUUUGAGAGAGCAGCUCUCAGUGACUCUUCUGAGUGGUGCAGACAGUUAAGCGUUGGGCUGCUAACUGAAAGUUUGGCCUUUUGAAAGUACCAAGAGGCACCUCGGAGGAAAGGCCCGGUGAUGUACUUCUGAAAGGUCGUAGCCGCUGAAAACUUUGUGGAUCGAAGUCCAGCUGAAACACACGUGGGGUAACCGUGAGUUGGAGUUGAUUUACUGGCAACUUGCUUUUUGUUUUUUUUUAUUUUUUCUGCAAAAGCACCUUUCUGGAUGAAUUUAAUCACUCUGUUCACCCAGGCCUUCCAAGUUUGCUCCUGAGUGAAUUUCACGUGCACCCUCGGGUCACAUCUUGUCUUUAGACACUGGUAUCUCACUGGUUUCCGAGUCAUUACUCAGGAGAAUUCGUGCACGGGACAUUGUGAGGGCUAAAGACUGGUAGCCGUUGAGUGGACUUCAACGCAGGAUGACAACACACAAGUGAAACAUAGUUGAGCCUGUUUCUUCCCAAAACGUUUCGGCUAUUUCUGGAUGCUUCCUGAAAACCAUGUCUUGGGUUGCAGCGGGCACGAGGAAAAGACAAAAACAAACCAGUUGCGAUCCAGUAUGACCCCAGUGCGUGUCAGAGUAGAGCGACGCUUCGAAGGGUUGUCAGUGGCUGACUUUUUGGAAGCAGACUGCCAGGCCUUUAUUUCAAGAUGCCUCUGGGUAGACUCGAACUGCCAACCUUUCAGUUAGAAGCCAAAUGCCUUGACCAUUUACACCACCCAAGGACUGCGUUGUGAGAGAUACAAGACUGUUUAAGUAGACUGAUGUCUUUGGGAUGGUUAAAUUCUUUUAAAAUUUGCAGUGAUUUGUAAUCAUUGGCUAAUGGCCUACUUUCUUUUAUGUUUUAAUAUGACAGCUUUAUUGCAGUAUAGUUCACAUACCAGACACUUUGCCCAUUUAAAGAGUACAAUUUAGUGUAUUUGCAGAGUUGUGCAACCAUCGCCAGUAUCUAAUUAUAGAACACUCUUGUCACCCCAAUCAGAAACCCUGCACACAUCACCAGUCACCCCUGUUCUCCUUCUCCCCAGCCCCUGGCAUCCACUGAUCUACUUUCUGUCUCUGGUUUUGCCUGUUCAGGGCAUGUAAUAGAAAUGGACAGCAUGUGGGCUUUUGUGUCUGGCUUCUCGCUGAGCAUGUUUUCAAGGUUUAUCCACUUUGUAGCAUGUGUUGACCUAGUUUCUUUGGUAAACAUUCUGUGAUAGCUCUGGGCUGUCAAGAAGUGUUGGGAACUGAAGAUACAAGUGUGUUUUGGUUAAUCGUGGUCUAGUCGGCCCCCAACUCAUGGUGACCCAGUGCACAAUGACACAAAACUCUGCCUGGUCCUGGUCCAUCCUUGUGUUUGGUUGCGGGUUGGACUGUUGUGAUCCAUAGGGUUCUCGUUGGAUGACUUUUGGAAGGAGAUCGCCAGGCCUUUCUUCCCAGUCUGUCUUAGUCCAAAAGUGCCACUGAAACCUGUUUAGCAUCACAACAACAUGUACACCUCCACUGACAGACAGGUGGUGGCUGCACGUCAGGUGCGUUGGCUGGGAAUGGAACCCUGGUCUGUCACAGGGCAAGUGAGAGUUGUACCACUGAACCAUCACUGUACCCUCCGGAGCCUCUGGGCUUCACAGAUAGCUUCGUAGAGGCAAGUUAAAAACCCAAGGGUCUUGGCUAGGUCUGUCUUAUGUUACAUUGCUUUUUAUCUUUUGCUGUGUACUCUGUUAUACAUUCUUUCUUGUUGUUAGUUGCCAUUGAGUCAGUUCUGACUCAUGGUGACCCCACGUGUGCAGAAUAAAGAUUUUCCAUAGGGUGUUCAAGGUGGUGACCUUUCAGAAGCAGAUUGCCACGCCUGUCUUCCGAGGUGCCUCUGGGUGGGUUUGAACAGCCAGCCGUUCGGCUAGAAGUCAAGCGCUUAACUGUUUGUGCCACCCAGGGACUACUUGUUAAUUUUUUAAAUUCUAUUAAUUCUUUCGUAUCAUCCAGCUUAAUAAAUGCACCAUUGAUUUGGUGUUGAAAAAUUAUUUUUAUUCAGAGAUUUCCUUUAUGUGCUUAGUAUCUUUUUUUCUUCCGGCAGCUUCUUGCCAAGUGUUGACUUUAUGCGUGUGUACGUAUUCGUUUCUCACCAGUGAGAUGAUCAGUUCUUGAGUCAUCAGAGCCGUGCGUGACACUUCCUUUUUGCCCUGCCCAGUGGUCCGCAGACGGCCAUUGCUGGUGCGUUACAGUGGUAUCCGUGGAGCACCCUCUGUGGUUAUGAUUCCUGCAUCAGGUUACCACGGACAAGACUUUUAUACCUUGCUGUAAAUCCUGCUUCUAAUCCUUGGGGACCGAUGGUUGUAUGUUGAUUCUGGGUUGCUGUGUGUCCCAGAGGAAGCGUUGAUCUCAUUAGGGGAAGACAGGCCUGCCUUUGACUGGCUGCCAGCCUUGUUCCUCUUCCUGAAUGUGCGUUGUUUUAUUUUGGUGACUGUACUGUGUGAGGUAUGAGAAGACCCAGGAAUUGCUGGCCGACAGCACAGCUGAACCGCAGGGCAGCCAGCUAAAGCACUCUGCCCCCACCUCCACUGCACACAUCAGGCGAGUGCGCAGUUCCAGAGCCAGAUGGGGAAGGAUUUGCUCUAGAGAACGGUAACUGAAGAGGGAAAACAGGCCUAAAAAUAAACCCUGGACAUAAGAAGGGAUUGGUGUACGCUUGGCUCUGAGAAGGUGCUUUGCGGUUUAUGUGAUCGGAUGCUGGAAAGUUCGUUGUCCAAAGGUCUACACAUGAAGUCACCAUAAAGAGGGUGGCUCCUGCUUCGUAAAGACCUCAUCGCCGUCAGGUGAGGCUAAGAUGAGCAUAACCAGUGACGAGGUGAACUUUUUGGUGUAUCGGUACCUCCAGGAGUCAGGCUUCUCCCACUCGGCCUUCACGUUCGGAAUCGAGAGCCACAUCAGCCAGUCCAACAUCAACGGGACGCUAGUGCCGCCGGCCGCCCUCAUCUCCAUCCUCCAGAAGGGGCUGCAGUAUGUGGAGGCUGAGAUCAGCAUCAACGAGGACGGCACGGUGUUCGACGGCCGGCCCAUCGAGUCGCUGUCACUGAUUGACGCGGUGAUGCCAGACGUGGUGCAGACACGGCAGCAGGCCUUCCGAGAGAAGCUGGCCCAGCAGCAGGCUAGUGCGGCGGCGGCGGCGGCGGCAACGGCGGCGGCAGCAACGGCAACGGCGGCAGCAGCCACCCCAGCAACCGCUGUGUCCCAGCAAAACACACCAAAGAACGGAGAGGCCACGGUGAACGGGGAGGAGAACGGGGCACACGCAAUAAAUAACCAUUCAAAACCAAUGGAAAUAGACGGGGAAGUUGAGAUUCCACCCAACAAGGCCACCGUGCUCCGGGGCCAUGAGUCCGAGGUGUUCAUCUGUGCCUGGAACCCUGUCAGUGACCUCCUUGCAUCCGGGUCCGGAGACUCUACGGCGAGGAUAUGGAACCUCAACGAGAACAGCAACGGAGGCUCCACCCAGCUCGUGUUGAGGCACUGUAUACGGGAAGGGGGGCACGAUGUGCCCAGUAACAAGGACGUGACCUCGCUGGAUUGGAAUAGCGAUGGAACACUAUUGGCUACAGGUUCCUACGAUGGCUUUGCCAGGAUAUGGACGGAAGACGGCAACCUGGCCAGCACCUUAGGCCAACAUAAAGGCCCGAUCUUUGCCUUGAAAUGGAACAAAAAGGGGAAUUACAUCUUGAGUGCUGGUGUAGACAAAACAACAAUAAUUUGGGAUGCCCACACAGGAGAAGCGAAACAGCAGUUUCCUUUUCACUCAGCCCCAGCUCUUGACGUAGACUGGCAGAACAACACUACCUUUGCCUCCUGUAGCACGGACAUGUGUAUCCACGUGUGCAGACUCGGCUGUGACCGCCCAGUCAAAACCUUCCAAGGACACACAAAUGAGGUCAAUGCAAUCAAGUGGGAUCCUUCUGGAAUGCUGCUAGCAUCCUGCUCCGAUGACAUGACGUUAAAGAUCUGGAGUAUGAAGCAGGACGCGUGUGUCCACGACCUUCAGGCUCACAGCAAAGAGAUCUACACCAUCAAGUGGGGCCCCACCGGGCCGGCCACCAGCAACCCCAGCUCCAACAUCAUGCUCGCAAGUGCUUCGUUUGAUUCUACGGUUCGACUCUGGGAUGUGGAGCGAGGAGUCUGCAUCCACACACUCACGAAGCAUCAGGAACCUGUCUACAGUGUAGCUUUUAGCCCCGACGGGAAAUACUUGGCCAGUGGCUCCUUCGACAAAUGCGUCCAUAUCUGGAAUACUCAGAGUGGAAGCCUCGUGCACAGCUACCGGGGCACCGGCGGCAUCUUUGAGGUGUGCUGGAACGCGCGUGGGGACAAAGUGGGUGCCAGCGCGUCCGACGGCUCUGUGUGUGUUUUAGAUCUGCGGAAGUGAACACAGGAAAGAGAAUUCUAAUGGACCAGCAAUGUGGGGUUGACACCCUCUUCAAACACAAUUCUAUCAGCUCCAAAACUGUACAAACCUGACUCGCAUUAGAGUGUACUUUGAAAUCAACUCGUCCCUGGCUACAGGAGUCUAUAUAUUUUUCAUAACCUUCAUCAAGAAGUUUCAAAAAAAAAAAAAAACACAACCCA
Molecule: messenger RNA, 4653 nt
Organism: Loxodonta africana (African savanna elephant)
Lineage: Eukaryota; Metazoa; Chordata; Mammalia; Proboscidea; Elephantidae
Gene: TBL1X
Product: transducin beta like 1 X-linked
Exons: 17
Coding region: 2864-4453 (529 amino acids)
Biological process (GO): regulation of transcription by RNA polymerase II
Cellular component (GO): histone deacetylase complex
Molecular function (GO): protein binding; transcription corepressor activity
Source: RefSeq, a predicted model, not a curated record